Messenger RNA from Metopolophium dirhodum (rose-grain aphid), 740 nucleotides. RefSeq names its product histone H1A, sperm-like. The transcript has a single exon. Bases 59 to 685 code for a protein of 208 amino acids. Gene Ontology annotation, cellular component: nucleus; nucleosome. Gene Ontology annotation, biological process: chromosome condensation; nucleosome assembly; negative regulation of DNA recombination. The record is from RefSeq and is a predicted model, not a curated record. Lineage: Eukaryota; Metazoa; Arthropoda; Insecta; Hemiptera; Aphididae. Gene Ontology annotation, molecular function: double-stranded DNA binding; structural constituent of chromatin; nucleosomal DNA binding.
UGAAAAACAGAAUCAUUCAUAGAUUUGAACAUUUACUCGGACAAUUUCAUCAUCGACAAUGACCGACACCGUUGCCACAACUCCGGCACCAGUCGUCGCAUCGCCGGCCGCCAAGAAGUCUCCUGCAAAGAAGAAGUUGUUGGCCUCUAAAUCCAAGAAGACUACCGUUGCGUUGCAUCCGACCACCGCCGUGAUGGUCACCUCGGCUAUCAAAGAGCUCAAGGAGAAGAAGGGUUCGUCGCUGCCAGCCAUUAAAAAAUACUUGGCCGCCAACUACAAAGUCGAUCCCGCCAAGUUGGCGCCUUUCAUUAGAAAGUUUUUGAAAGCCGCCGUCGCCAACGGUACCGUCGUUCAGACAAAGGGAACCGGCGCUUCGGGACAUUUCAAGCUGCCCGUGGCGGAGGUCAAGGCGAAAAAGGUCGUUGUAGCGAAAAAAAAGAAAUCGAUCGUCAAAAAAGUCAAAGCCGCCGGAACACCCAAGAAAAAGAAGCUCGCUGUAGCCAAAAAACCCGCGGCUGGUGAGCCAGCAGCCAAAAAAGCGAAAAAGUCUACUGCAACCAAACCCAAGGCAACUACGCCGAAAAAAGCCGCCCCGGUCAAAGCGAAAAAGCCGGCCGCCGUCAAACCCAAACCGAAGAAGAAGAAGACUCCAAUAAAGAAAACCGCAGCUCCCAAAAAGAAGUGAUAGCAAUACACACUACUUCUUUUCCCCUUACAUUAUAAAACGGUCCUUUUCAGGA